AGUGUGUGUGGAUUGCUGAUUAUUUCCACCUUUAGGGGCGCCAUUCAAUUACACUAAAAUAGAAGGGGCAAACGACAAUUACAUAAAUCAAUACUACUAAACAACUUGAAUUUUUCCCGGCUAAAAAUUCCAACCAUUUGGCGCUUAAAACCCUACCUCCUCCAAAUUAUCUAAUCUUUCCAGAUCCCCAUUCAAUUCACAUCUCAAUUUCCUUUCGAAUUUCAACCACAAACGGAAAAUGGACAGCGACGACGAUUAUCAGUCGUUAUCACCCCCAAAGGAGCUCUCGCCGCAAGUCCAAUUUCGGCGGCUGAAGCGCUUGAAGAAAUCCGACCAACCCCUAAAGGAUCCGUUGUUUGACUUGACUGAUGAUCCUAUUUUGUUUUCCCACGUCGAUUUCGCCAAGCUGGAAGCAUUAGAGAAUGAUUCGGAGCCACAAUUUGUCGACGAAUCAAUUUCAACUGAAGAUGCAAAUUUAUCUCCGGAGUCACUGCCUCAAGGUGAUGGAAAUCAAGUUGGGAGCGAACAAGUUUUCAACGAAUCAGACUCAACUGGAGAGGCAAAUUUAUCUCAGGAGUCGCUGUCUCAAGGCGUUGGAAAUGAAAUCCAGAACGGCAACAAGAUGGAGUUAGGGAUUGAUGUAGAGGUGAAGAGAACUAAGAGGGUUUUGGAGUUUGAUGAUGAUGUGGUUGGUGGAAGUCCGAUGAGAGAAGACAGUGAGAAUGUUGAUCCGGAAAAGAAGAAGGAAAUAAUUGGAGCAGAGGAUCUGUUAGAGGAGAAAGAAGAAAAAAAGAAGAAAAAGAAGAAGAGGAUAGAGAAGAGUGACGGCGGUGAUGAGCUACAGAGCAAAUCGCGGGGUUCUAACAAAAGAAGAGAGGAGUUACCUCCAAAAACCAAAAGGAGAGAGGAGAAGGAAAGGAAAGAGUAUCUGAAGGAACUUCAUGCUGAAUCUCAGAGAUUGUUACGAGAAACGGGAGAUGCGUCGUUUAAACCUAUACCAGUGGUGCACAAGCCUAUAUCAUCAAUUCUGGAGAAAAUUCGGAAGCGAAAGCUUGAAAUUUCAAAAAAAUCUAUGAUUUCAAAUGACAACAGUCAUGGUGUCGAGCGAAACAUCAGGCCGAGAGACAGACUGGCGGACCUUGAUAUACCUAACGAAGACAGAUUGGAAGAAAAUGCAACCAUUCCAGUAGAAAAGAAGAUCAUUGCUCCACUUGAAGAACAGAGGAGUUUGGCCACUUCCAAUGUGGAUGAAGAUGAUGCUAAACCGACAAUUCAUGAAAAGGCUCAAAACCAAGAGCCUGCAAAUGAAGAGCCUACUCCUGCACCCCGAGCACCAGUGGAUGAUACCCAGGAUCUUUUUGAUGAUUCAGAACCAAUUGGUACUACAGAUGUACAUAAUGAUCAGAAGCCAAAUAGCCCUCUGGAUGAAGAUUUUGCUCCAUCUUUACAUGCUAUGAACUUGAAGUUGGAUUCUGUCCCUGUGGAUGAUAGUUCUUCAGAAGAAGAGGACAACGAAAAAGAAAAUUUUGACCCUCGUCCUCGUGGAGAUGCUGAUAACUCUUCUCCAAAUGGAGAUCCUUUAAAAGAUUUCAUCGAUGAGGAAGCUGAGGAAGAAGAUGAUAGUGACAAUGAUCUUAACCGCUUCCAAGAAAAUGAAGAUGAGGAGAUUGAUGAUUUGGAGGAACUUAAUGCUAUGAUAGCCACUGAUUAUGAAGAAAGACUCACUGAUAAAGAAAGGCGCAAUGAGCUCCAUCAGAAGUGGCUUGACCAACAAGAUGCAACAGGAACUGAUAAUCUCAUACAGAGAUUGAAAUGUGGUUCGGUAGUAAGAGAUACGUUAUUGUCAGACAACGAGCCUGAAACUGAUGAGGAUGACGAGAAAGAUGAAGAAAUUGAUGAUGAAGCUGAAGAAGAUGACUCUUUGCCAAAGGAAUCUGGCAGAAUAAAUAUUAGAAAGGCCAAGCAGAUAAUUCUAAAGUUGUAUCCUGAUAAAGAAGAUACUUAUCUAUCUGAUGGUGAUGAUGAUGAUGAUGAUGAUGACAUGCAGAGGAGGCGUGCACAGUGCCUCAUCAGAAGGGCAAGUUAUUUUUGUCUAGUUAUCAGUAUUUAUAUUCUUCUCAAUCCAUCUUUAGGUUCAUCUUAUAUUAAACUUGAGCAGGAAGAGAGAGGUACAAUAGCAUCACCAGCGGCUGAUGCAAGUUCCAGGGAAGUAUUUGGUCUUAUCAAGAAACUGAAUAUUUCUUCUGACAACAAGAGGAAACCAAAAGCAUUGUCAAUCUUUGACUCGGUCCUUAAAGGGGGAAGUAGUGGUCGGUCUGCUAAGUCGUCUUUUGUUGGACGAGUAUCAAACCAUCAUAUUCCAUCAUCUCAUAAGCAAGGGUCAGCAACAAUUCGACCUUUCAUUUUUGGAAGGGAGGACAGCAAUAGCCGGAGUUCCAUAUCAGUAUCAGAGGACUCCUUGAAUUCAGUCCCUCAAGAAAUUCGUGCAACGAGGAACCUAACUGCCAAAUAUAGCAACUCACAGACCAAAGUUAGAAAUCAAACCACAGAUGGUGCUGUAGAAGCAAUAUCAAGUACUUCGCUGCUCGAGAUUUUGAAGCGAUCUUCAUCAAAGUCUAAAGUCUGUAAUGAAGAGACUGCAGUCGACCUAACAAAGAGUAUCUUUACAUUUAGGGUUCCUAAAAAGACAACAAAGAUAGAAGGAAGAGGCUAACUCCAGUCUGCUCAUUUUUGACAGCGUGAGAUUGCUUUUCUUUCUACGUUAUUAUAUUUAUUUAUUGAUUACGAAAUGGUUAUAAUACCAGAGUAUGACCACUUCUUUUCUUGGAGUUCAAACUUCAUUCGAUUGUCUUUGACGCUUUGCCAUGUAUACAAGUUUUCGGUUUUUUCUUGAA
Molecule: messenger RNA, 2894 nt
Organism: Salvia miltiorrhiza (redroot sage)
Lineage: Eukaryota; Viridiplantae; Streptophyta; Magnoliopsida; Lamiales; Lamiaceae
Exons: 11
Coding region: 239-2713 (824 amino acids)
Source: RefSeq, a predicted model, not a curated record